AUGGAUCCAGGCGAUUGCUUUUCUUUGGGCUUCUUAAUUUUAAUCAGUCCGACGAAACGGCGUCGGACACGUGCCAAUGGUAAAGAUCUCAGUGAUGCCCCGGAACUGGAUCGCAGCAAUGUUUCCUUUGAUCUACCCAGCGAACUGUUCAACAAAACCAUUAAGACCGUCACACAAGUUUCGCAAUCAUUCUCCCGCUUAAUCAUGAAUUCUGCACGUCGUUACUCCCGCUUUGCUCUGUUCUUCAAGCCAAUACUUGGUGAUGCUUUGGUUGUGAAGGGCUUCGAGGAUCCCACAACUACAACAACAAUGCGCACAACCACUGAGGAUUCGGAUAAACUUAAUGAAGUUUAG
Molecule: messenger RNA, 354 nt
Organism: Drosophila albomicans
Lineage: Eukaryota; Metazoa; Arthropoda; Insecta; Diptera; Drosophilidae
Exons: 3
Coding region: 1-354 (117 amino acids)
Source: RefSeq, a predicted model, not a curated record